Molecule: messenger RNA, 2111 nt
Organism: Columba livia (rock pigeon)
Lineage: Eukaryota; Metazoa; Chordata; Aves; Columbiformes; Columbidae
Gene: RAD51B
Product: RAD51 paralog B
Exons: 13
Coding region: 347-1645 (432 amino acids)
Biological process (GO): double-strand break repair via homologous recombination
Cellular component (GO): Rad51B-Rad51C-Rad51D-XRCC2 complex; replication fork
Molecular function (GO): four-way junction DNA binding; ATP hydrolysis activity; ATP-dependent DNA damage sensor activity
Source: RefSeq, a predicted model, not a curated record
GGUCGCACGCCUUUGGUCCGAAAACUGCUGGAGUCUGAAACGGCUCGGACUUGCUGGAGGCAACCCGGUCAACCUGCGGAUGCUGUGAACCAGGAGCUGCGCAAAAAGCGGGAGAGCUCCAGGAUUCCUUCCCGGAAAAGUGCAGACAAAACCCCUGCCAGGCAGUUCCCAACACACAGGCCUUCAGGCAACAUCCCAGGGCAACAGCUUCUUCAGUCAGAAGACGUUUCUCCCAGAUCUGACAGCAGACCAGAUGUUUGUAAGGCCUGAAUUUGCAGACAAGAACGAGCACUCCAAUAUUAUUUACUAAUGCAUAUAUGGAUAGCUCCUCCUGCUGAAGACUUUUAUGUUUUGUAGGCGCUCUGCACGCAGAGAGUGGUGGGAAUUUCUAAGAUUGGAGAGCAUGGCUACUAAGAAACUGCGAAGAGCAAGGUUGUCUCAGGAGCUGUGUGAAAGGCUGAGUCGCCAUCAGAUCACUACCUGUCAGGACUUUUUAUGUCUUUCCCUCUUGGAGCUGAUGAAGGUGACGGGACAGAGCUAUUAUGAUGUGCAGAAACUCCUCUGUAAAGUCAGCCGAGCUUGUGCUCCCAAAAUGCAGACAGCUUAUGAAAUGAAACUAAAGAAGUCUGUCAGUCCCUCUUCAGCCUUUUUAUCCACCACGCUACAUAGUUUGGAUAAAGUCUUGCAUGGUGGAGUGCCCUGUGGAUCCCUCACAGAGAUAACUAGCCCACCAGGUUGUGGCAAAACUCAGUUCUGUAUUAUGAUGAGUGUUCUAGCUACACUGCCUCUAAGCAUGGGAGGACUAAAUGGGGCUGUUAUAUACAUUGACACAGAGUCUGCCUUCAGUGCUGAAAGGUUGAUUGAGAUAGCAGGAAACAGACUCCCUACCUAUUUUGACUCAGAUGAAAAGCUCUUCUGCAUGACCCGUAGCGUUCACGUGUAUCGAGACCUGACCUGUGGCAGUGUGCUGAAAAGGAUUAUGUCUUUGGAAGAAGAAAUUAUCUCAAAGAAAGUUAAACUCAUAAUAAUUGACUCUGUUGCUUCAGUUGUCAGAAAGGAGUUUGACACAAAACUGCAAGGCAACCUGGCAGAGAGGAGUAACUUUUUGGCUAGAGGAGCAUCAAUGUUGAAGUAUUUGGCAGAGGAGUUCUCAAUACCAGUUAUCUUGACGAAUCAGAUUACCACAUCGCUGAGCAAUAGCCCUGCGAUCCAGGCAGACCUGGUGUCUCCAGCUGAUGAUUUGUCCCUGUCUGAAGGAGCUUCUGGAGGUGGGAAGAGGGAAUCUGGUUGUGUGACAGCAGCCCUUGGCAACACAUGGAGUCACAGCGUCAACACCAGGCUCAUACUACAGUAUCAUGACUUGCCAACAAGACAGCUCCUCGUUGCUAAAUCCCCUGUUGCUCCGUUCUCCGCUUUUUUCUACACCAUUGAGAAAUCAGGCUUGGUUCUUCAAGGUUUGUUACUCGCUUGGAGUUGGGCCCAGUGGUUCUGCCUAGAGCAUCUUCCAAUGGCUUCCCAAGGAGCCAUUCUGCUGGGUGAGGAUCACCAGGUGCAGACAUUUGACCGGCCACAAGUCCGCAGCCAGGUUUCAGGCCGUAGGAAUGCCAGUCUCCCAAUUCAUGGUCACCAGCAGGUGGCCAACUGAAGACCAGCUUCUGCAACAAUUGUGGUGCUCAUCAGCCCUCCCAGUGAGUGGUCUAAGGGAGCUCAGAAAUCUGUUCACUUUGUACUUCAGGUUGUCCUUUUGCCACUUUUGCUCCCUGAACUGACUUCUUGUGGAGAAAGAUGAGCACCAGUGCUUAGGGAAGCAGCAAGGCUGGAUGAAAGAGAUAUGGAGGACUGCAUGGGACUGUGUCUUUUUCUCGCCAUUCAUGGUAACAGCAAUUUGGCUCCAAUGUCAAACCAGGUGGGACAGUAAAGCAAAGCUACUUGCUUCAGGAUAGCAUACCCUCAGCUGCAGGUGUUGUAGUGGUAAAAAAGACCGGUGGCACAAGCCCAAGGAAAGCUGUAUGUUCCCAAUUUUUUCUAUGAAACAGACAACUCCAGGUUUUUUUAGAAGCUCUGACAGACCUGUGAGAACCCUAAACUAAUAAAGCGUGGCUUGAUACAGA